CCGCAGCGGACGCAGCGGGGCAGGAGAGGGAGCGAGAGCUGGCGGAGUACCGGCGGCUGCUGCAGGACCCCGGUCCGGACGUCCUCGUGAUCGACGAGGCGCACGUGAUCAAGAAUGAGAAGAACCAGCUGCGCGCGGUCCUCGCCGGCGUGCGCACGAUGCGGCGCGUGUUGCUGACGGGGACGCCGCUCCAAAACAACUUGCGCGAGUACUUCCACAUGGUGGACUACGCGUCGCCAGGCGAGCUCGGCGACCUCGACACCUUCAAGAGGCUGUACGAGAGCACCAUCACCGACGGCCAGUUCCGGUACGGCGAGGACGACGACGAGUCGCGCUCGCAAAGGGCAAAGACGCGGCGCGAGGCAAAGAAGCGGCGCAAGGACAUGUCCAAGCGUAUCUGGGCCCUCACGCGCAAGCUCGACAAGCUGGUGCAGCGGCGGGGCGUCGAGGUGCUGCAGCGCGACCUGCCGCGCUCGCAGCAGUACGUGAUGGUCCUGCGGCCGACGCCGACGCAGCGCGCGCUCUACAACGCCAAGGUCGAGUCGAUGGCCGGGCGGCAGCAGCUCUUCGAGUUCAUGACCGACAUGCUCCGCAUCUACAACCACCCCGCGGCCCUCCUCGACCCAAAGACGCUCGCCCCGAACGCCAAGCUCGUCGCGAAGGCCGCCGCCGCCGCCAGCAUCGACGCCGCCGCCGCCGCCGCCGCCGCCGGGGCCGCCGCCGGGGGCGCGCCGUCCCCGCACUUCCCGCCGGCCGCGCCGGCCGGCGGCCCGGAGGGAUGGGGUUAA
Emiliania huxleyi CCMP1516 is the source of this 788-nucleotide messenger RNA. RefSeq lists its product as hypothetical. The record is from RefSeq and is a predicted model, not a curated record. The annotation marks the transcript as partial. Gene Ontology annotation, cellular component: nucleus. Gene Ontology annotation, molecular function: ATP binding; ATP hydrolysis activity; ATP-dependent chromatin remodeler activity. The transcript has 3 exons. NCBI's taxonomy places the organism in Eukaryota, Haptophyta, Isochrysidales, Noelaerhabdaceae.